Messenger RNA from Musca vetustissima, 1169 nucleotides. It is a transcript of the gene beta3GalTII, whose product is annotated as beta-1,3-galactosyltransferase 6. The transcript has a single exon. The coding region runs from base 1 to 1161 and encodes 386 amino acids. Gene Ontology annotation, molecular function: UDP-galactosyltransferase activity. Gene Ontology annotation, cellular component: membrane. The record is from RefSeq and is a predicted model, not a curated record. Gene Ontology annotation, biological process: glycosaminoglycan biosynthetic process. NCBI's taxonomy places the organism in Eukaryota, Metazoa, Arthropoda, Insecta, Diptera, Muscidae.
AUGAGACGUAUGAACAAUUUACUGACACUUUUCACAUCUAUGUCAGCGUUUUUCUUUGGCUGCUUUAUAACAACGCUAUUGACAUCGGUGGAUAAAUGUCCUGCGCAAAAGAGUGGUGUACACAAGCUGGAACCACAUCCGGAACUUUUCUUAAUGGUAUUAAUAUUAAGUGCUCCACGUUAUGAAGAAAAACGUAAUGUGAUACGUGAAACAUGGUUGAAAUUGGGUAGACCUUUAUCUUUACCCUAUUAUCCCGAGGAAUUUGUGUAUUUACCUUUCUACGGACCCAUGGGUCAUUUACAAAUGGAAAACACAAAUGAUCAGGCGAACCGUUUAAGGAUUUUCCUUGACUGGUUAGAAAGUGUGCAGCAUUCCAAGGCGGAGGUGCCAAAACGUAAUAUAAAAGUCAAACAUUUCUUUGCCAUUGGUACGCAAGGUUUGUCACCAGAUUUACGUUAUCAAUUGGAAAAGGAACAAAAGAAACAUUUGGAUUUACUACUCUUACCCAGAUUGACCGAUACAUAUGCCAAUUUAACAGAAAAGCUAUUACAUUCUAUGGAUGCCUUAACACACCAUUAUGAUUUUAGUUAUUUGCUGAAGGUCGAUGAUGAUUCAUAUGUUAAAUUGGAUUACCUUUUAAAUGAAUUGGUAUCAUAUGAUCGAAAACUAUUAAGACGUUCCAAAGAGUAUCGUGAUAAUCCAUUGCCAGCCCUGUACUGGGGUUACUUCAAUGGUCGCAGUAACAUUAAAACCAAAGGUCAAUGGGCUGAACCAAAUUAUUAUUUAUCGAUGCGUUAUAACACUUACGCCUUGGGUGGUGGUUAUGUUUUGGGUCGGAAACUUUGUGAAUAUAUGGCUAAUAAUUCCCAUCACCUAUCCACUUAUGUGAGUGAGGAUAUAUCGGUGGGAACAUGGUUGGCACCAUUUAGACAUGUCUAUCGUCAUCAUGAUCCACGUUUCGACACCGCCUAUAUGGCAAGAAAAUGUAAGAAAUAUCAUUUGGUCCUACACAAGCGUAAUGAAACGAUUAUGCGUGACCUAUACAAUGAUAAGCUAUGCACAUUCGAGGUGGCCAAUGAAAAACAGCUACAACGUCCAAUGGAAUAUUAUUAUGACUGGCAUAAGACAGCGGAUAAAUGCUGUGAUAGUUUAGUAAUUUAAAAAAGUGC